CAGCUAAUUAAUGGCGGAAUCCAGAAUUUAGCUUCAAAUGCGGCCCCAACACAAAUGCAUGCAGAAAGUAGGCAGCUGGUGGUUGGCUGCAGGAUAAAUCCAAUUUAAUUUCCUUAAUUUCUCCUCCCCAACUAACUAUCCAUCUUUUUAUCAACUGUUAGCUCGCAAACCGUUUCCAUAAAAACCCCAACGCCCAAUUUUCUUCAGCAACAUGACGCCCGCCGGAGCAUUCUCUGGUCUGUUCAUCCUGCUGGCGGUCUACUGCGCUGUCGACCCGUUCCGCCACUCCGCGAUUUCCGAUUUCCCUGAUUUCGAGUCGGUUAGGGUGGAGAUGCCGCCGUGGUCCGCACUGCCGAUUGAUAGGGACCGCGAGAAUUUGCUCCAGAAAUCGGAAAUUAGGUUUUUGAAUCAGGUGCAGGGGCCCGAGAGCAUCGCUUUCGACCCGAAGGGCCGCGGCCCGUACACCGGCGUUGCUGAUGGUAGGGUUGUUUUCUGGGAUGGGGAGAAGUGGAAUGACUUUGCUUACACUUCGGCUAAUCGGUCGGGCCUAUGUGAUCCGAAGCCGUCAGUGCUGGACUACGUGAAGAACGAACACAUCUGUGGCAGGCCUUUGGGGCUGAGAUUUGACAAGAAGAGUGGUGAUUUGUACAUUGCUGAUGCGUAUUUCGGGUUGAUGAAGGUUGUCCCCGAGGGUGGUUUGGCCACGUCUCUGACCACUGAGGCGGAAGGCGUUCCCCUGGGAUUUACGAAUGACGUAGAUGUUGAUGAUGAAGGGAACGUUUACUUUACUGAUAGCAGCACUAAGUACAGAAGAAGGAACUUCCUCCAGUUGGUUUUCUCUAGCGAGGAUAGUGGAAGGGUGCUGAAAUACAAUCCGGAAACAAAAGAAACCACUGUUCUUGUCCGGAACAUGCAGUUUCCAAAUGGCAUUUCCUUAAGUAAGGAUCGUUCGUAUUUCGUGUUCUGUGAAGCUUCAGUUGGGAGGUUAAUCAAAUACUGGUUGAAAGGCGAGAAGGCAGGGACAUGGGAGCCCUUUGCUGUGUUGCCCGGAUUCCCGGACAACGUACGGACAAACGAGAAGGGUGAGUUCUGGGUGGCAAUCCACUGCCGGAGAAGCAUAUACGCGCACAUCCUAGGUCUAUACCCAAAACUCCGGCAAGCCUGGCUGAAGCUUCCGAUCUCUGCGAAGUUCCAUUACCUGAUGCAGAUUGGAGGGCGGAUGCACGCGUUGGUGGCAAAGUACAGCGAAGACGGUAAGCUCGUGCAGAUUCUGGAGGAUAGAACGGGGAAAGUAGUGAAAGCAGUGAGUGAAGUGGAUGAGAGAGAUGGGAAGCUUUGGUUGGGGAGUGUGUUGAUGUCGUCUGUUGCAGUUUAUGAUUUGGAUUAGAUUCAUGUGUUGCUUCUUGUGUGUAAGAGAAUCUCAAUUACCUCGUUUAGUUUAUGGUUUGUGCCUCUCUUAGUGUCUUAUGCAGGAGAUGCGGCAUUUAGUUUACUCUUAUCCAUACAUAUAUAAAAACUGUAUAAAAGGCGAGUUUUAGCCUUAGUUUAGAAUAUUUAUUAAUUUUUAGGUA
Salvia splendens (bonfire salvia) is the source of this 1571-nucleotide messenger RNA. Its product is annotated as protein STRICTOSIDINE SYNTHASE-LIKE 3. The transcript has 4 exons. The coding region runs from base 212 to 1387 and encodes 391 amino acids. Gene Ontology annotation, molecular function: hydrolase activity. Gene Ontology annotation, cellular component: endomembrane system. The record is from RefSeq and is a predicted model, not a curated record. NCBI's taxonomy places the organism in Eukaryota, Viridiplantae, Streptophyta, Magnoliopsida, Lamiales, Lamiaceae.